UUCCUUUCUACCAAUCACAGCCCGCGAAAUAUUGUUUUACUAAUAUCAUGGUCACAUGAGAUCUUUUCGCAAUUCUCGAUCCAAAACUAUUUUUUCGCAAAUAAAGAUAUUUCUCUCUGCAUUCAAGCGUACUGGUAUGUAUGCAUGCAUUCAAUCCUUAUGCUGGAACUCUUUUUUCGUUUCUCAUCAUGAAAUCCGAUUUGAUUCAUUCCAAAUUUAUCAGUUAGAUUUUAUUUCCAGUUAUUGAAAUUGACAAAUUACAAUGCAAUAUGUCCUUUUCAGCUACUCUCAAUGACUCCCAAUCAAAGCAGUUUUUUGCCAAAUCUGUAAACUCACUUGCCUCUCUAUCAGACUAUAUCAAAUUCCAAAUAUCCUCACAGUCUUUGCUUUUGUCAGCGAUAAACUCAAGCAAAACAUCAAUUGGUGAAAUUAAAUUCAAUAAAAAGUUUUUUCAAAUCUAUAAAUUUAUCUAUUCAAAAGAUACCAUUCUAAAAGAGGGCUUCAACUAUGAUUUACAAAAGCCGUACAACUCAACGUUUAAUUUUAUAAUUUCUUCAAAAUACUUAUCGACUUUAUUCAAAUUCAUCAAUGAAAACUCCACAAAAUUCUCAAACAAUAAUAUCAAUUAUAACAAUAAUCUUCAUCCAGAUGGUGACUCUAAUAUUAAUCAUAAUAGCGCAAACAACAUCAGUGAUUUUCAAAAGCCAAUUUAUUUCAAUAAUUCAAGCACUGUCUCAAAAUCUUCUUAUGAAAACACUUUGAUAUUAAGUCUUAAUUGCAAUAAAAACUGCUCCGAUUUUCAUAAAUUUAAACUAUUGAUUGAAUUCAUAUCCAAUAAAAAAAUUAAAAAACAAUUUUCCUUAUUUUACCAACCCUUCACAGUCAUAAAUACCUCCAUCAACAUAUCAAAAAUAUACAGAGAAAGGUUUUUAAGAGUUUCUAACAAUAUCACUUUAUCUGAAAACAACUCCAAAGAAUUUGAUCCAGAAGAUAUUACCAAUAUUGAAAACUCAAAUCACAACAUCACUGAAACCAAAAUAGAUAAUCAACAAAACAAAGAUAUAAAUGAAUACUAUCUUCAAAUUGAGAAGAAAGCCAACAACCAGAAUAUCAAUUACUUGGUAAUACCCAUUUUUAUCAUAAAAUCAUUCUUGGACAUGAAUCCCAAUCAAACAGAAGAUUUCCAAUUGCUAAUCAACAAAAAACUUAAUAGCUUGGUAUUUAUUGGCUUUACAAAAUCUAUUAAAAACGAUAGAAACUACUUUUUGAAGAAUUCCAUGAACUUGUCAAUCUCAAUUCAAAUCGAUGAUCUCUUUAAUUAUCAUUUGUCCAAUUAUAACUCAAAUGACCAUUUGAAUUUAAAUUUCAAUUUAAAAGAUUUCAGAAAUUUUAUAAAUCUAAUUUAUUCUUAUUCUUCCACUUUAAGCAUUAUCUCCAAUAAAGAUCACUCCUCAAAUAGUGAUAAAAUCAAUAGUACUGAUAGUCAAAACAACUACAUCAACAAUAAUGAUCACAACAAUAUUUUGGUGGAAGAUGAUAUUUGCUUUGAAGCAUUCUUUGACAACCCGGGCGAUCCUAUUUUAUUUGACUGUAACUUGUUUAAUAACUUAGUUCGCAUCAAAUUUAUUCAAAUCACAUCAGAUGACGGCAAAGUCAUUGAUAAUUCAACUACAAUCAAAAAAUUCAAGUUGAAUAACAAUAAAAACCGUAAAAGGAGAAAGCCAAAAAUUAAAGUGUAUCAACCAACAAGCUAUAGAUCUGAAAACGAGAUUGAAUUGGAUAUUGAAACCAAAAAGGAGACGACUAUAAAAGAAGAAAGUUUUUUGUUUUUUCCAAAUGAUAACGAAAACCACAUUGAAAAUGAAAAUGAAAAUGAAAAUGAAAAUGAAAAUGAAAAUGAAAAUGAAAAUGAAAAUGAAAAUGAGAAUAAUGAAUAUGAAUAUGAAUAUGAAUAUGAAAAUAGUGACAAGAAAAUUCCUGCUAAUCAUGAUCAAAACGUGAAAACCAGUCUUGAUGAUAAAACAUUACACAAUAAUGACUAUAAUGGUUUUACUCAUGAGCAAAAAAUCGUUGAAACUCAAACCAGCUUUAAUAAACCAUAUAAUCAAAAGAAAAAGAAAAGCAGAUUUGUAGAUAGUGACUCUGAAGAUGACUCAAAUAAAACAAAUGCUGGCAAAAUAGUUGGAACUAAUAAUGUUUCCGUUUUUAAAUUAAAAUCAACUAAUCAAUUAAUCAAUGAAGAAUUCAACAAAACAACAGAAAUAAAUUUCAAUCAUCAAGUAGAACAUUCUAAAACUACUUUUUUUAAUAGUGACGAUGAGAUAAGCUGGAACGAUAAUGACUCGCAAGCCAAAAAACGUAAAUUAUCGUUUGUAAAUAAAUUAAUGGAAAGUAGUGAAAUCGUUGGAACUGAGUCUAUUAACAAUAUUGAUAUCACAACACUGGAUUCAAAUGAUAAAGAUUUGUCAGUGCGAUUGACUAAAAGUAAAAAGGAAAAGCAUGAAAUUGGUCCCACUCAAAACGUGAAAAGAGUUAAGAGUUUAUUUGGUAGUUGAAUAAUCCGAUUAAUAAAUAUAUACUUGGUAUAAUGAUUUAUUUUUGAUUUUUUUUGAUUCUUGCCAAUU
Molecule: messenger RNA, 2624 nt
Organism: Ascoidea rubescens DSM 1968
Lineage: Eukaryota; Fungi; Ascomycota; Saccharomycetes; Ascoideales; Ascoideaceae
Gene: DDC1
Product: Ddc1p
Exons: 1
Coding region: 270-2555 (761 amino acids)
Biological process (GO): DNA repair; mitotic intra-S DNA damage checkpoint signaling; cellular response to ionizing radiation
Cellular component (GO): checkpoint clamp complex
Source: RefSeq, a predicted model, not a curated record